AUGGUGCCGCGACAGACGAUCGGCAAAAACAAUAAAAUGAUCCAGCUCCUGAACUACAGGGUGCGGAUUGUGCUCCAAGACUCGCGUACCUUCAUCGGCACGUUCAAAGCCUUUGACAAACACAUGAACCUCAUCCUGGGAGACUGCGAGGAGUUCAGGAAAAUUAAGCCGAAAAACACCAAGCUGCCGGAGCGCGAGGAAAAGCGUGUGCUCGGGUUCGUUCUGUUGCGCGGUGGUAACAUUGUAUCACUUACAGUCGAAGGACCACCACCACCGGAGGAGGGUCUUCCCCGCGUACCAAUACCCGGUGGUGCCGGUGGCCCCGGCAUGGGCCGUGUGACGGGCCGUGGCAUGCCGGCCAACAUUGCCGGAGUUCCGGCGGGACUGCAGGGCCCUGUGCGAGGUGUUGGCGGACCAUCGCAACAACACAUGGCACCGGUGGGACGAGGACAGCAGGUGUCUGCCCCACCUCAGAUGCGUCCCAUGAUCCCCGGAGGACCACCACCGGCCAUGAUAUCCGGUGUCAAUCCGAUGGCCGGAAUGGCACGUGGUGCACCUCCACCGAUGCGAGGGCCACCGCCGGGUAUGAUGCGCGGUGGUCCACCUGCCAGACCGUACUAG
Molecule: messenger RNA, 621 nt
Organism: Anopheles marshallii
Lineage: Eukaryota; Metazoa; Arthropoda; Insecta; Diptera; Culicidae
Gene: SmB
Product: small nuclear ribonucleoprotein-associated protein B
Exons: 2
Coding region: 1-621 (206 amino acids)
Biological process (GO): mRNA splicing, via spliceosome
Cellular component (GO): cytoplasm; U1 snRNP; U2 snRNP
Molecular function (GO): RNA binding
Source: RefSeq, a predicted model, not a curated record